CUCAUUUGGCCUCACAGAGUUUUGAGUUUUACCUCGUCCAGAAGUCAGUGUCACAUCUUCCACCUGCAAUGGACACGUCGGUGGUUUACGCUGACUUAAGUGCAGCCAGGACCCGAGUGCUGAGCCAUGCAUCACCUCCAUCUCUUCCCUCAGAUGCCUGUCAGUGCCCACGCUGGCAUCGGCUGGCACUGAAACUCAGCUGUGCUGGACUGAUCCUUCUUGUCUUGAUUCUGACUGGACUAGGUAUUUCAAUGGGAUUCUUAGAGAAAAAAGCACCAAUAGAAAAAUGUGGCGUGGCUGCUCAAGAGAUCAUGGCUGAACCAACAGGGAGAUCAGCCAUACCAACAUGCCUGAAAGAUUGGCAGCCAUACCGGGAUAAAUGCUUAUUGAUUUCUCAAAUUUCCAGACCUUGGUCUGAAGGUCUAGCUGACUGCUCUGUGAGAGGAGCCACUCUGCUGCUCAUUGAAGAUCAAGAAGAAUUGAGAUACUUCCAGAAUUUCUCAAAGAGAGAAGGACAUCAGUUUUUUAUUGGACUAAAAUAUAUGCAAGUGGAGCAGAUCUGGAAGUGGACAAAUGGUUCUACUUUAAAUCCUGAUCUCUCUUCUUUGCUCUUCAGAUUACAAGUCACUGGCAAGGACAAAGAAAACAGCUGUGCAGUCAUCUCACAGACAGAAGUAUUUUCUGACACCUGUUCUGCAGACAACCGUUGGAUCUGCCAAAAGAAACUGAAACAUGUCUGAAACCCCAUGUCCUGACUCCUGAUUGUGAUUGUCAUCCCUAUUCCUUUACCCUCUACGCCAGAUCUCUGCAUUGAGCUGUCAAUGCUGCCAGCUCGCCCAGUGCAGUUGGUGAUACAAAGCAUGGUCUACAAUACCACUGUGACUCUUACAGAUGCUGCCUUCCAGUUUCUUUAAUCUGUGAAUGCAAAUGCACACAGACACAGAUGUGUUAUUCUAAGACAAGUGUUUUAUAGAUGGAAGCCCCAGCCAUCGGGGCACUGGAGGCCUUGUGUGGCCUUUGUUGAUCUCUGUGCAUGGGGUCAUCUGCAGACAGGUUCAGAAAAUUUUACAAAGUCUUAGUCUCAACUAGACUCC
Molecule: messenger RNA, 1094 nt
Organism: Alexandromys fortis (reed vole)
Lineage: Eukaryota; Metazoa; Chordata; Mammalia; Rodentia; Cricetidae
Product: killer cell lectin-like receptor subfamily B member 1
Exons: 6
Coding region: 69-740 (223 amino acids)
Biological process (GO): regulation of natural killer cell mediated cytotoxicity
Cellular component (GO): plasma membrane; cell surface
Molecular function (GO): signaling receptor activity
Source: RefSeq, a predicted model, not a curated record